Molecule: messenger RNA, 1308 nt
Organism: Phytomonas sp. Hart1
Lineage: Eukaryota; Euglenozoa; Kinetoplastea; Trypanosomatida; Trypanosomatidae
Source: the annotation of a GenBank genome assembly
AUGUUGGCCGACAUCGAGGCCCUGGCGGUCCGCCCGGAAGGCGAAGACGCGACGCCCGCGGCGGGCCCCCCUGCCCCACCCGCUUCGUCGUCUUCGGCUUCCGCGGUGCGGGGGAGGACGUACGCGGGGCUGCUUUCGCGACUUCAUCAACACGCCAGGGGGCAUCUUUGCGAGGUCGCGAAUGCCUUUCGCGCGAUUUUGAUCGAGGCCGAGCGCGCGUUUUUUCGUAAACGCCGCCUCGGCCUGAGCCGGCCCCUCCUUCUUUGUCUUUUUACCAUCGCGAAGCUCUUCCCGAUGACGGAUUACCGACAUGCGGUGGGGACGCCGUUUCUGAUUUUCCUCUCCUCCGCGCUCAUGCAGAUGCGGUUGGAAAACUUGGAGGGGGUGCAUAGCUACGUGGGAUUGAAUGCGAUUCUCAUCGAAAGUUUGCGCGAUGGAAAUGGAAAAUUCGCGGCGGAAGCGGUGGUGGCGGCGUUUAACCUGCUCGCUUUGCAGCUCCCACGCCGUGUGCUCGAACCCACCAAACAUCAGGGCCUCAAACUCCCAAUCCUGCUCGUCGAGCGCGGCGAGGACGCCCUACUUGGCGAUUUUCACCCCCAAACGCCCAAAAGUAAGGACGAAAGCGCGGAAAAUGGCGAAUUGCGCAAUCGCUGGAGAAUGCUCGAAACGCAUCACGACGCGGAGAAUCUUGUCCUGUGCGCGUAUCACCAACUGGACGUUUUGGUCGAUCUGUAUCGCGGGAUGGCGGCCUUCCCGGCGAUCUUCGACGCCCCUUUUAAGGCCCUCGAGGACCUCCUUCGCCAACACCACCCCGCGUUUAACCCCACUUCCUCCUCCUCUUCAUUGGAGGACGAAAAGUGGGAGGCCAUACGACGCGCGCACGCGGCGAUUUCGGCCAAGAUCAAAGAAUAUUGCGUUAACGCCGAGGCCCAUCGCACGCCGCUGGCGCUUCGGACCUUUCGCGUUCGCCCGAUUCGGCAAUUCGAGCCGCUACUCGCGGAGCGGGAGGAAAAUGCGGUGAAGUCGGAGAUUCGUGAGAUCAAACACGAAAUUCGCGAGGAUAAGAAGCGCGUUAUUCGACACCUCACGGCCGAGGCCACGGUGGAGCGGCGGGCGCGAGAAAAAGAGCACGAAAUCGCGGAAACGCAGCGCGAGCGGCGGUAUAAUCAGGUGAUGGGCCAACUUCAGGCCCAACAACACAUCAUGAAAACGGUCGAUGCGAUUAUGGCAAGAGGGAAAGCACGCCCGAAGAAGGGGAUCUCCGGUGCGCCAAAUCCUCCAGCCGGGGGGGAAGGUGAUGGGGCGUGA